Neoarius graeffei (lesser salmon catfish) is the source of this 2382-nucleotide messenger RNA. RefSeq names its product protocadherin alpha-2-like. Gene Ontology annotation, molecular function: calcium ion binding. NCBI's taxonomy places the organism in Eukaryota, Metazoa, Chordata, Actinopteri, Siluriformes, Ariidae. The coding region runs from base 1 to 2382 and encodes 793 amino acids. Gene Ontology annotation, biological process: homophilic cell-cell adhesion. Gene Ontology annotation, cellular component: plasma membrane. The record is from RefSeq and is a predicted model, not a curated record. The transcript has a single exon.
AUGGGCGUCCCUGUCCAAAAAGACACGGUGUGGAUUUGGUUCUUCACGUUAUUGUGUUUAUCAGGCUUCUGCGUGGCACAGAUAUCUUACUCCGUGUCAGAGGAAGUCGAAAAAGGAACAUUUGUUGGAAAUAUCGCAAAGGAUUUAAACGUUAAUGUACCUGAACUGGAGUCGCGGGGACUGCGGAUUGUAUCGACACAUAAUAAGAGGUAUUUUGAUGUAAAUCUGAAGACGGGAGUGCUAUAUGUGAGUGAGAGAAUCGACAGAGAGGAACUCUGUAGUAAUGCACCAAAGUGUUUAGUAAAUAUAGAAGUAAUCUUAAAUAAUCCUCUGCAUCUCCACAGAAUCGAGGUGAUCAUUUUAGAUUUAAAUGACAAUGCACCGUUUUUCCAUAAAAUGUCAUUCGAUAUUAAUAUCACGGAGUCUGCAUAUACUGGGGAAAAAUUCCCGUUACCGGCAGCAAAAGAUGCAGAUAUAGGGACCAACUCGGUGAAAAAUUACAAGCUGAGCCAGAAUGAACAUUUCUCCUUGGAUGUACAGAGCGGAGAACAGACGGUAUCAGCUGAGUUAGUGCUACAGAAAGCUUUAGACAGAGAGAAACAGCCUGUGAUCCGGUUAACUCUGACGGCAAUAGACGGAGGAAAACCUCCCCGAUCUGGAACGGCGAUUGUUGUCAUCAAUGUCGUGGAUGUGAAUGAUAACACUCCUGCAUUUAGCAAACAGCUUUAUAAGGUUCGUGUUUCAGAAAAUACUCCAACUGGGACGACACUGAUAAAACUUGAAGCUACAGAUUUAGAUGAGGGUAUAAAUGGUGAAAUUGUGUAUUCUCUGAUCGAGAGAGAUAGUUCAGCAUCAUCCGGUUUAUUCACAAUAGACAAAGACAGUGGUGAAAUUACAGUCCAGGGCAAUUUAGAUUAUGAAGAAAAUCCUGCGUUUGAAAUUCGUGCGCAAGCCAGUGAUCGCGGUCAUUCGCCCCGUAGCACACACUGUAAAGUCCUAGUCGAGGUCAUUGACGUUAAUGAUAAUACACCAGUAAUUUCACUAACAUCUUUUAUGAAUACAGUUAGAGAGGAUUCUGCUUCAGGAUCAGUAAUUGCUUUAGUCACGGUCACAGAUCUAGACAACGGAAAAAACGGUGUUGCUAAAGUAUAUAUAUCGGGUUCUGAAAAGUUUAAGCUGAAAUCUUCAUAUAAAAAUUAUUAUUCCUUAGUUGUCGAUGGUUCGUUAGACAGAGAAAGUGUGUCACAAUAUAAUAUCACUAUAACAGCUACUGAUGAAGGGACUCCUUCUCUCUCCAGCACCACUCUCAUUACUGUACACGUCUCAGAUGUGAAUGAUAACGCGCCGCGUUUUCCAGACUCCAUCAUUAAUAUGUAUGUAAAAGAGAACAGUCAGGUUGGGGCUGUAAUUCAUACAGUAUCUGCUUUUGAUCCUGAUGUUGGUGAUAAUGCUAGAAUAUCAUAUUCAUUACUAGAAAACUCGAAAAACAGUCAUGCAAAAUCUAUGGUCAACAUAAACGCUGAUAGUGGAGAUAUUCAUAGUUUGCAGUCAUUUAAUUAUGAAGAAUUAAAAACAUUUCAGUUUAAAGUUCAGGCCACAGACUCUGGUGUUCCGCCACUGAACAGUAACGUGACUGUGAAUGUUUUUAUCCUGGAUGAGAAUGACAACAGUCCUGGGAUUCUCGCUCCCUAUUCUGAUCAUGGAUCUGUUCACUCUGAGAACAUUCCCUAUUCUGCUGAAGCGGGUUACUUUGUAGCCAAGAUUAGAGCUGUAGACCCAGAUUCUGGAUAUAACGCCCUGCUUUCUUAUCACAUCUCUGAACCCAAAGGAAACAACCUCUUCCGAAUCGGAACCAGCAGUGGAGAGAUCAGGACUAAGAGGAGAAUGAGUGACAAUGACCUGAAAACUCACCCACUGGUCAUUUUGGUUUCUGAUAAUGGAGAGCCCUCACUCUCAGCCACUGUGUCUGUUGAUGUUGUGGUUGUUGAGAGCACAAAUGACAUCAAGACUCAGUUGAAACACGCACCGAUAAAGGAGGACACUUUCUCGAAUUUAAACAUGUAUCUGUUGAUUGCCAUUGUGUCAGUUUCAGUGAUAUUUUUACUGACUCUGGUCAGUUUAAUGGCUGUAAAAUGCUGCAGGACAGACGGCAGUUUCAGCAGAUACAGUGCCCCAGUGAUCACCACACAUCCUGAUGGAAGCUGGUCUUACUCCAAAUCUACUCAACAGUAUGAUGUAUGUUUUAGCUCGGACACAAUGAAGAGUGAUGUAGUUGUUUUCCCUGCGUCAUUUCCACCUGCAGAUGCUGAAUUGAUCAGUAUAAAUGGAGAUGACACGUUUAACAAAACGCAGACACUUCCAAAUAAAAAGAAGGUAAGAUAA